Messenger RNA from Dreissena polymorpha, 6941 nucleotides. Its product is annotated as guanine nucleotide exchange factor VAV2-like. Gene Ontology annotation, cellular component: cytoplasm. Gene Ontology annotation, biological process: regulation of GTPase activity; intracellular signal transduction; cell migration. NCBI's taxonomy places the organism in Eukaryota, Metazoa, Mollusca, Bivalvia, Myida, Dreissenidae. Gene Ontology annotation, molecular function: protein binding; guanyl-nucleotide exchange factor activity. The transcript has 20 exons. Bases 21 to 2297 code for a protein of 758 amino acids. The record is from RefSeq and is a predicted model, not a curated record.
CUCCCUUAGUUGCUAUAAUUAUGUUUAUGUGUGUUGUGUUGUCUCCCCUGCUCAGUAAACAUGAUAUCGAAGACAAUGAGGAGUUGUAUGAUUCGGUGGCUCAAGAGAACGAUGAUGAGAUAUACGAGGACAUUAUUAACGUUAAAAAGAGAAGAACACGUGAGCCUACCAGGAGUACGUCUGUCCCAGAGCCUGUCCAUCUGUCCAAGCGAGAGUACUGCAUCCAGGAAAUGUGUGAUACAGAGAAGAACUAUGUUGACGCACUUACUAUGAUCGUUACGAAAUUCAUCGGACCAUUGGCAAAUACAAUAACCGCGUCAGACAAGAACACUAUAUUCUCAAGUAUAGACAAAAUGCUGGAAGUGCACAAGGGUUUCUACAGCGAUCUGAGCCAGGCGUGUGCCAAUGACAAGCGUACAACGAGUGAAAAGCCCCGCAUACACGAGGUGUUCCUGAAGUGGAAGCCCCAUCUACUGCUGUACGGAGACUAUUGCUCCAACCUGCCCAAGGCCCAGGAAACAAUUGAGAAGCUUACAAAAACUAACGAGGCUGUCAAGUUGAAAGUCGAGGAUUGUGAGAGACAGGCCAAUGAUGGGCGGUUCAGACUGCGUGACCUCUUACAUGUGCCAAUGCAGAGAGUCCUCAAGUAUCACCUGCUGCUGCGGGAAUUAAUUAAAAACACUGACAAGACCAGCGACCAGCAGGGGUACCUCCAGCAGGCCCUUGAAGCCAUGCAGGACCUCUCGUUCUACGUGAACGAGGUCAAACGGGAUAACGAGGCCCUUGCCCUUAUAGAAGAGAUACAGCGUAGCAUCACCGACCUCCAAAUGCCUGACAACACUUCACUGCGGGACUACGGCAAACUUCAGAAGGACGGCGAGUUGAAGGUGCGAAACCACAAUGACCACCGAGUACGUCAGCGAUACAUCUUCCUCUUCGAUAAAGUGAUGCUCAUGUGCAAAGCAAGGAUUGUGGAUAGAUUUCUCUGGGGGGACUCGUACAGCUACAAGGAGGCUAUACUGCUGGCAGAGUACAGGUUAGACAACUCUGCAGCAGCCAGAGAUGCACAACGCAAGGCUGACAAGUGGAACUGCACGUUUCAAAUGGUGAAGCUGGACGACUCCAUGGCCAUCACCUUCCUUGCCAAAACAGACGACCUCAAAAACAAGUGGAUUGAUGCAAUAAACCUGGCAUUAGACAAUACUCAGCCAGCUGCUGGCAAGGACUGGAUAAUGACCACCUUCACCGAGCCCAAAACCUGUGAUAUCUGUGGAAAACUCCUCAGGGGGGUCUUCUUUCAAGGCUACAAAAACCCACAAAACACCAUGUGUGUACACAAGGAAUGCAUAGGGAAGCAAAAGCCACAAACUCAAGAAGCUUCCGUGCAAGGGGAAAAGAUGCGUGCCACUGUGUCCUACUUUGGCAACCCCAAGCCAGGGGCAGGGCGUGUUGUUCUGCAUUUCAGCGAAGGGGACAUGAUCGGGGUGACCAGACGAGAGGGUGACUGGCUGGAAGGGGUAUUGGGCAACGCCAAGGGUUGGUUCCCGCAGCAAUUAGUGGAACCAGUCAGGCCUCCGAAACGCCAACCAUCCUAUCUUGACUGGAAGCUUAACAAUCAGCGAUCACCAAUCAGUUCCAGCCCGCGCACCCCACCACCGCUUGCAGCUAGUCCCAUCCAAGAGAGGACCGUAUCGCCCAAUGAUCUCAGUCGAUACGACUGGUUUGUGGGUCUUAUGGAGCGCGGGAAGGCCACACAGUUGAUGCAGACAGUCCCGGACAGCACCUACCUGGUCCGGGAAAGUGCAAACAGUGCCCGCACUGGAAAUCCAGCCCUAACCAUUAAGUACAAGGGUGACGUGCGACAUAUCAAAAUAGAGUAUGAACGUAGCAACGGCUACUACAUGUCUGAUGCCAGAUUCUUCCAUUCUCUUCCUGAGCUCAUUGAGUUCUACCAGAAGAAUUCCCUGGCAGACAGUUUUCAGGAGGUGAACACAACAUUGAUGUACCCAUACAAGACAGUCUCCAAAGGUGCAGGGGGAGCCCCGACGCCAUACCCUGUGCCACUGCCACCGAAGCCUCACGCAUAUGUCAACGGUACUCGAGUUCUAUGUUACGCAGUGGCGAUGUAUGACUACGCUGCGACUGCCACGUCACAGAUCAGCCUGGCAGCAAAUGAUCGUGUGGCAGUGCUCAGCAAAUGUGGGGCUGACAAGGGCUGGUGGAAGGGGGAACACUGCUCCACAAGAAAGGUGGGGUAUUUUCCAUUUGCAUAUGUACGCGAAGAAGACGAGGAAUAGCCGCAAUUCUGCUGACUUCAUUUGUGCUUUCAUCAUCAAUACCUGAUGUCUCCCUAUAUAGCUUAGUUUACAUCAUAACUGUCUGUGAUGACAGUUUACAUCAUCAGUUUGUGUGAUCAUAUCGUCACUUUCUGUGAUGACACAGUCCGUGGUGAAACCACAGCGUUUGUUUAAGUGAGAUCAUCAGUGUUUUUGAUGACAUCAUUGUUGUUUAUGAUGACAUCACACAAUGCUACAUAUAUAAACUAGUGACAUUGUUAUUUUCUGUUUUGAUGUCACAUUCUACAAUGAUCACAUCAUGUUUAUCUGAGGUUACACUUGUAUAUCACAGCAUAUGUUGAUGAUAAUAGUCGGAUUUAUUCAGCAAUUGAUGUUCAUUGUAAACUAGCUGCACAGUCAAUGUGUGUGCUUAAUAUACUUAAAGUGUUGGUGAAUGCUUUUUGCCCUGUGGGAACACAUACAUAAACAAUGCACUACUGUAUUCAAGAGUGUCCUAAACCAGUUAUAAAGUAGUUAUUGUAAUUAUGAUAGUAGUUAUUCCAUCUCUUGUUUCUUGAGCCUUUGUGAGGACAACAGAUGUGGCUGUCAAGUGUUGGCAAUAUGAUUGGUCUGUCUGGUAAGGUGUUAUAUGGACAAGAGAUGUGGCUGUCAAGUGUUGGCAAUACGAUUGGUCUUGUUGGGUGUUAUAUGGACCUUGUUUUGGGAUAAAAAGGCUUAAUGCAUGUGGGUUAAGUGUAGUCCCAGAUAAGUGUGUGCGGUCAGCACAGGCUCGUCAGGUUUUUGUGGAUUUGUUUUUCAAAGACAUCUCUUCUUAGUGAAAAUCCAGGUAAGGUGGCAAGUGUGCAAAGGCAAAUAUGGGAUGACAAUUUAUGCAUUAUGCCCAGUUUUCCGAGAACAAGGCUAUAACAAAUUUCAUGAGUGAUGGGUCUGAUUGAAACCUCACAGCCUGUCAAGCCUUUCAUCAUCUGAGGAAAUCAUAUGAUUAUUAGGCAGUUAACAUUAUGACACUGCUGUUGAGUUUUAGAUAGGGCAUGCUGGGAUUCUCUGAUUGAUGUAGGCUAGGAAUUUUCACAUGAGUUGUAAGUCUACUUUUGGCCUAGACUGCAUGAUUGGUUGCCAUUUCAAUAUUGUCAAAAUCAUGGUGAAUAUGUUGUCUUCAGUAAAGAUUGCAUUAUAGGUAUUGACAUGGUUUCCUUUGGUCUAUUGAUACAUGUAUUUUAUACGUUCUUCUAAACCUAAUAGAAUUUCAAGACCUGAUUUAUUAAUGUUGUGUUGAUAAGAUCAUGAAAAUGAAAAAUUUGCUUUGUAAUGAAUUGGAAUAUUUAAUGUUUAACAAGUCAUCACAGCAUCUAUAGUUGUUGCAGAACAUGUGUAACUUUGUUAUUGCAUGUUUGAACUCUUAUCUCUUUAUGUUCAUAUUAAUUGUGUAUACUAAUGUAUGGAUUGUGUACUAUAUAUUUUGUUGAAUAAAGAUGUAAUAAAGUCAUGUCAAUGAAAUAAAUUCCAUUGAAUUCUUUAAAGUAUGGUGAUAAUUUGUCUGGACAGAAAGGUUACACCAAUUUAUUUGUCAAUGACUGUUGAAGUAUGUGUAAUUAUAGCAAAUAUACCUGCAUAUUCAGUGUCAUUCAUAAAAUAAACUGUUACCUUCGUAUAUUAUAAGGAUUUAAAAAAAAAAUAUGUACUAUUGUAACAUGUACACAAUGAGCUUGUGCAAAAUCUUUCAGUGGAGACAGUUGUUACACAAUAUGAAUGUGAAGGCUGUACAAACCAAUGAUAUAGUGGACAUGUUAUCUUUUGAAAAGGUGACUGGUGCUUAGUCUAAAUAUGACCCAAAUUUUAGAAACACCACAAGUUUAUCUUAAAAAUAGUUUUUCUUUAAUUUCAAAUUGUUCGUUUAAUUGUAACAAGUUAUAAAAAACAACAUUAUUUACUUGAUUUUAUUUUUUUUUGCGUUCAGUUGUUUAUAAUGAACAACUUACCUUAUUAUGCUUUACCAAUAUUGUAAAAGAUGUGUAAAGUUUGUUUAAUAUGGAUCCUUGCGCCUAUAGGUUGUGUUAUAUGUGUAAAUAAUAAUGAACAGAUAUGUAUUGGUCAGUUUUUUUUAUUGUAAUAUAGAUUAAAUUGCUGAUAAUAUGUUGAAUGUUAUCACCAGAUGAUAUGUUUCUUUAUUGUAAAAUUUGUAGAAUCAGCUAAAUGGACGUUUUAAAACUUUAUCAUCUGAUCAUGAUGAGAUUAACCCUUUGCAUGCUGGGAAAUUUGUCGUCUGCUAAAAUGUCGUCUGCUGAAUUUGUAAAAUAAGCAUUUUCUUCAUUUUUUUUCAAAGAAUACUAUCAAAAUAGCAAACAGUUUGGAUCCAGAUGAGACGCCACUUUCUGUGGCGUCUCAUCUGGAUCCAAACUGUUUGCAAAGUCCUUUAAAAUUCGGUUCCCGCACUGAAAGGGUUAAGAGGGGAGGGUGUAUUUUGAAAAACAUGCAUUAAGCUGAUUCUAUUUUCAAGAUUGAAUUAAACCUUUUACCGCUUAUAGGAGCAUUUUGACGUGUUUGUAGUCCCUUAGGAAAUCAAAUUUAAUUGAGGACCUUUCUUACUAUGUUGAAUUUUAGGCAUCAUUUCCAACCAUAAGGUACGGGUGAGUGGCAAACUGCAUAAAACCUGAACAGACUGUGAGUCACUCGCAGGCUGUUCUUGUUUUAUCCUGGUUGCAUGUAGUCACUUUUACUUUGCUAUUGAGCAGGAAAGGUUAAAAUGACUAUGAAUAUGUUCAACUUGGCUUUGUCUAUUCAUUUUUUGAAUUGUGCUUAUUCCAUGUCAGAAUUAUUUACUGACAAGUAAUUGAUGUCUUAUUGUAUUCCACUUGUACAAACCAAUAGAUGCACUAGUUGAAUAUUGUACAUUUAUGUUGUUAUAGAUGACAUUAUAUUUUAUUUCCGAAAUUGUAAUAUAGACUCUACUUGUGAUUUUUUUUCCAUUUUGUUUUAUUUUUGUUAUUUAUUUUCAAAAUAUCUUGAGAGCUUUUUUGUUGAUUUUUUUCUGCAUUACCAAAUGCUCUCUGGGCCGGUAUUCUCAAAAAGUGUGAACAGACAUGAGCUCUCAGCUAGCUGACUCUAUGUAACCCAAAACAGACAUGGAUGUACCAUACUUUACCAUGUAAUAAGCGCACCAUGUGUAACGCGCUCCAUAGAGCUCUUAUAAUUAGCUGACUGUAUGUAUCCCAAAUCAUAGAGUGAUGUAUAUGUACUACCCGUUGGAUCAAAAGCUAAUGAAACCACUACUGCUAGAAAUAGCAGUGACCUCAGUCAUUUAUUUAAUAUCGCAGUUUCAUUUAAUAACUAACAGGAGUAAUAAAUUUAAACAAUAAAUAUGUUUUUCCUUGAUUAAUCGAAUAUACUUAUGUUAUGUACUUGAUGUCAGUUUUUCUGCUGCAAACAUGCAACAUAAACUUGUUUAAGUAGUGAAAAUUACUGAAUAAAUCAACCUAGAUUUUGAUAUUUGUGUUGGACGAAUAACAAAAGAAAUAAAGAAUAAUUUAAAAUUGUUUCCCAAGUAUCGCAUAUUGCACUUGAGACAUGAUGAUUUUGUUUGCAAGAAAACAGUAGAACUGAUGUUAUUGAUAUUUACACUUAAAAAUGUUAAGUAUAUUUCAAUCGUUAACUUGAAGGCAUUUAAGCAUAUUAACAACUUAUUGCAUGUUAGUAUUAAGAAUAUUAAAAAAAAUCUAUUUCCACAUUACUGUUAUUGUAAUUUGAUUAACAGAAUGUAGGGAGUGUGAUAUUUGAAGUCCAAGUGGUUCGAAAGAAUUCCAGUAUGGGUUUAUUCAUGAUUAAUACUGUCUUUGAUUUUUGUACAAUUUUAUCUCUAAAUUAGCAGUCUCUCUUAAAGCAUAUAUGUAUAUUAUGUUUUGUUUAUGUUUCAUUUAUAUUGCAAAAUUUAUAUUUUGUCAUUAUUUUAUUUAUCAUUUAGUUUUGUUAGCUCACCUUAGCACAUGGAGCUCAUGGUGAGCUUUUAGGAUACGGUGAUGUCGUUCGUCUGUCAGUCCUUGUGUGCAUCCAUUUACUCAACUCUUGAAUCACUUACCGUUAAAAGAGAGUAAUAAAUCUUCACAGAAAUAAUCAAUAGGCGUCACUUUCAAAUUUGCUCCAACAUUCUGGUCCCGUGCAUAUGUAGGUUUGAACCGUAGUUUUUAUAAAUGAAAACUUCAAAAGUAACUUAAACCACAAGGGUCAUGGGUUUAACAUUUGGUGUGUUACAUCCUCUAGUGGUACUUUAGUAAAUUUGUUCACAUUAUGCCCCUGGGGUCAAAAAUGGCUAGUAAAUUUUUUCAUAUUAUGCCCCUGCGGUCAAAAGUGGCCAUCCCCCAAGAGUCACAUGUUUUGGUUUUAUGUAUAUAAUGAAAGCUUAAGACAGUUUCACUCUUAAACCUCAAUGCCCAGAAGGUUUUUGUUGGACAUGUGACAUCUUUUAAGUAGUCCUCUACCAAGUUUGCUUCAAUCGUGACCCUGGUGUCCAAACUACAUUAUUACCACAAAAUCUGCAUCUCUUUUCCCCCUGCUUGUCUCAGGUGAGGGACCUUGGGCCUUUAGACCCUCUUGUUUCAGUUACUUUAAAUAACCUAGUGCUAACAAAAUAUAAAUAAAAUGUCAAACCAA